AUGUCUUUCAGUUUUAGUCGCGUUGCUAGUCUGUAUAGUGUCUUGUCUGACAUCAACGUUGAGUUUCUGAUGUACGUGUUGCUUAACUGUAAAGUCGAGUUUAUGGUGUAUAUGUUGUUUGACAGUAGCCUCGAGUUUAUGGUGUACAUGUUGUUUGAAAGUAACCUCGAGUUUAUGGUGUACGUGUCGUUUGAAAGUAAACUCGAGUUUAUGGUGUACAUGUUGUUUGACAGUAGCCUCGAGUUUAUGGUGUACAUGUUGUUUGAAAGUAACUUCGAGUUUAUGGUGUACGUGUCGUUUGAAAGUAAACUCGAGUUUAUGGUGUACAUGUUCUUUGACAGUAGCCUCGAGUUUAUGGUGUACAUGUUGUUUGAAAGUAACCUCAAGUUUAUGGUGCACGUGUUGUUUGAAACUAACGUCGAGUUUAUGGUGUACGUGUCGUUUGAAAGUAGCCUCGAAUUUAUGGUGUACGUGUCGUUUGAAAGUAAACUCGAGUUUAUGGUGUACAUGUUGUUUGACAGUAGCCUCGAGUUUAUGGUGUACGUGUUGUUUGAAAGUAACUUCGAGUUUAUGGUACACGUGUUGUUUGAAAGUAACUUCGAGUUUAUGGUGUACGUGUUAUUUGAGAGUAACCUCGAGUAUAUGGUGUAG
This is a messenger RNA of Liolophura sinensis, 651 nucleotides long. RefSeq lists its product as uncharacterized. The record is from RefSeq and is a predicted model, not a curated record. NCBI's taxonomy places the organism in Eukaryota, Metazoa, Mollusca, Polyplacophora, Chitonida, Chitonidae. Bases 1 to 651 code for a protein of 216 amino acids. The transcript has a single exon.